AUGAAAACAUCCGAUGAUUUGGCCAACGAGAGUUUUUCCCCCAAGUUCUAUACAAGCAGCAAAACAUUCAAUGAUAAAGUAAAAGUGCCUUUACAAUGGAAGUUUUACAAUCGAGAAGAAACAUUCCUAUGUGGAGAUCUAUUGAUCAGUAAAUACAAUGGCUUAUUCUGGAGGAAGUCUACAACUCGGACCUGUGUUUUAUUGAAAAAUGGAAAACUAAUAGUGUACAGCGAUGUAGACAGAGGUCUUUCUAUUAACCUACGAGAGCUCAGGGACGUUCGGCAACUGUACUCUGAAAAAGAAACGAAGGAGGGUGUUACUAAAGCUUUGGGCGAGUUUCUACUCUUGAAAGAUAAUCAUCGUUUAAAAGUCAUCGUGAAAGGUGACAAAUCGUUUGUAACGUCCUGGCGCUGCGGAAUUAUAACAGCUCAUCAUGGCUUGGACUUGCCCUCUGUAGAAGAGAUUGAUGAGUAUACAUGGUCUCAAAAGGUGGUCGAUCCUCACACAACUUCAUACGACACGUUUGUCAAUUCUAUGGUAGAUCGAGCUUUAAAAUCAAAUACAUCGAUGCCGUCCUUAGCCUUAGCCUAUUCUACUCUCCCCAACGCAAAGUACAGCGAAAUAACGAGUCUUAUGAGAAAAACAAAUAGUUUAUGUUUUGAUAGAAGUCUCAGAUCCGCUCCGUCUUUCUUAUGCAAAAAUGAAUCUGAAAGCUUUCAAAGUCCUGAACCUAAAGAGAUCGCGACUGCUAGCAUAUCAACUGAAAGCUUCCUCUCCAAGGAUGUUCUGGAAGAGAGAGAAUUAGAUUCUGGUGUGGAGUCUCCCUCAACUAACGACUUCGGGAUAGACGACGAGGAAGAACUAGAAAUUUUCAAAGCCCUUCGCCAUGAUUUAUUUGAUCAGCCAUUGGAGGAUGAAAACAUAUUUUUAAAACUUGAAGAGCUCAAAAGGAAAAACGAGCGACUAUGCUUUAGAGUAUCAGACACCAACUGGUAUGAGAAGAGUCGCUUCAACGGUUUGCCAAUCAUGAUGGCGGAUCAAUUGAAUCUCAAUUCUGUCAUGGAAAUUAAAGAAUACAAUUAG
Auanema sp. JU1783 is the source of this 1083-nucleotide messenger RNA. NCBI's taxonomy places the organism in Eukaryota, Metazoa, Nematoda, Chromadorea, Rhabditida, Rhabditidae. The record is from the annotation of a GenBank genome assembly.